AUGACAAAAGCAUUUAGUGCUCCAGGAAAGGCUCUUUUAGCUGGUGGCUAUCUAGUUUUAGAUCCCAAUUAUGAUGCAUAUGUGACAGCCUUGUCCUCUCGAAUGCACGCUGUGAUUGAAUCAGAUGAAAACAUGACUUCCAAGCAUUCAACCUUGCAUGUGCUAUCACCCCAAUUUGAAGAAGGGGACUGGCAGUAUAAAAUACAGAAUCAAAAAUUAGAAGAGAUAAAUGGCAAGAGGAACCCAUUUCUAGAGGCUACAUUGAAGACUGUAUUGUCAUACACCCAACCAUCGAGCCCAUUUAAUUUGAAAGUGACUGUAUUUUCAGACCCAGGUUAUCAUUCACAAAAUAAAACGACGAAAAAGGUAUCAUCGAACAAUCAGAAAUCAUUUUUGUUCCACGAAUUACCGAUCAAUGAUGUUCCCAAAACAGGAUUGGGGUCGUCUGCAGGAUUGGUAUCUGUGGUUACAGCUGCAUUGAUGUCAUACCUUGAACCCGGUAGCGAAACAGCUAUUGACCGUUUACACAACUUAGCUCAAAUUGGUCAUUGCUUGGCUCAGAAAAAGACUGGUUCUGGUUUCGACGUGGCAGCUGCAAUAUAUGGGUCAAUUAAAUACCGUCGGUUUCAACCAAGCGUGGUUAAUGACGUGCUUUCAAUAUUAGAGAAUGACCCUUCUCAGUUUCCUCAGGAAUUGAGGGCAGUCGUGGAUAAAGAAUGGAAGUUCAAGCAUGUCAAAUGCUCAUUACCUAUGGGGGUACAGUUGCUCAUGGGAGAUAUUGAAGGAGGCUCUGAAACUCCAAAAAUGGUAUCAAAAGUAUUACAAUGGAAAAAGGAGAAUCCUAAUGAGAGUAAUCAAAUUUAUGACCACUUGAAUGAGGCUAACAAUAGCUUUAUGGAUGCCCUAGAGAAGCUCAACCAGGCUCAAAAUGAAGAGGCGUUAUCAGAUUUAUCAAAAGCGCUUCAAGAAAUCAGAAAAGGCUUGAAACAGAUGACAGAUAAAGCACAAGUGCCAAUAGAACCACCAGUGCAAACACAAUUAUUAGAUCGUAUUAAUGAAUUGGAUGGUUGUUUAGGAGGAGUAGUACCUGGUGCUGGUGGGUUUGAUGCUAUAGCCGUACUUUCGAUAGCAUCAAAAGCUGAUGCCAUAAAGAAGGCUACUGUAGAUGUACCAGACAUCUACAAUAAUGUGCACUGGGUUGAUUUGCAAGAGGAGGCAGAUGGGUUGAAAGUUGAAAAUGUAGAGGAUUAUGUAGGGCUUGUAUAA
Molecule: messenger RNA, 1266 nt
Organism: Lodderomyces orthopsilosis Co 90-125
Lineage: Eukaryota; Fungi; Ascomycota; Pichiomycetes; Serinales; Debaryomycetaceae
Gene: ERG8
Product: phosphomevalonate kinase
Exons: 1
Coding region: 1-1266 (421 amino acids)
Biological process (GO): ergosterol biosynthetic process; isopentenyl diphosphate biosynthetic process, mevalonate pathway
Cellular component (GO): peroxisome
Molecular function (GO): phosphomevalonate kinase activity; ATP binding
Source: RefSeq, a predicted model, not a curated record